CCCACUCCCAGUCGUUCGACAGACACAGUGCCAGAAUGAACGCAACCCGCUUCCUCGUGCUACUUGCUGUGGGGCUCACAGUUGUCGCUGCCGACAUAACGCUGGUAACGCGAUCCGAAUGGAAUGCCCGCCCUGCCAGCGGGGAUAUGGACAGCAUGGAGACGCCUCUGGCCCGUGCCGUGAUUGCACACACGGGCGGCGGUGGCUGCAGCGAUGAUCAGAGCUGUGCGAAUCUGGUGCGCAAUCUGCAGCAGUACCAGAUGACGCGGCAGAAGUUCUCGGACAUUGGAUACCAUUACUUGAUAGGGGGUAAUGGACGCGUCUACGAGGGUCGAAGCACCAGCCUGCGGGGAGCAUUUGCUGGCGCCAACAAUGAGGGUUCCCUCGGCAUUGCGUUCAUGGGAAACUUUGAUCAGCAGCCGCCAAGCGAUGCUGCACUGGCGGCUGGACAGUCGCUCCUAGAGCAGGCUGUGGGGCAGGGCCAGCUGGUGGAUAGCUAUCAGCUGCUGGGCCAUCGCCAGGUGAGCGCCACAAAGAGUCCCGGGGAUGCGCUGUACGCCCUCGUGCAGCAGUGGCCGCACUGGAGCGAUAACUGAAAGGGAGAAGCAAAGCGGGAUUGGGUUGGGGCUCAGAUUUAGACACGUAAAGACCAUUCCUUACACAUUUAUUGUAAAUAUAAUUAUGUAUAAUUUGUUGCUUGCUUAAAUACGAA
Drosophila subobscura is the source of this 712-nucleotide messenger RNA. RefSeq names its product peptidoglycan-recognition protein SD (gene PGRP-SD). The transcript has a single exon. Gene Ontology annotation, biological process: innate immune response; peptidoglycan catabolic process. Lineage: Eukaryota; Metazoa; Arthropoda; Insecta; Diptera; Drosophilidae. The record is from RefSeq and is a predicted model, not a curated record. Gene Ontology annotation, molecular function: N-acetylmuramoyl-L-alanine amidase activity; zinc ion binding; peptidoglycan binding. Bases 36 to 596 code for a protein of 186 amino acids.